Messenger RNA from Aureobasidium subglaciale EXF-2481, 2097 nucleotides. RefSeq lists its product as uncharacterized. The record is from RefSeq and is a predicted model, not a curated record. Bases 1 to 2097 code for a protein of 698 amino acids. Lineage: Eukaryota; Fungi; Ascomycota; Dothideomycetes; Dothideales; Saccotheciaceae. The transcript has 4 exons.
AUGGCAUCUCUCAAGCAUUUGGCCGUUUUGACGGCAGCGGCUGCUUGUCUUACUUAUUCCUCUGCAGCAGUGAUUGCUCCUUCCGCUCCUUCUGUCUCGAAUGCUCAGUCUUCGUUGACACUGCUUUACCAAAACAAUCUCAACUUUACCGAUGAUGCGAACCACAUCAGCGCUAUUCUACUCGAUCCGGCGACUGCUGCCAAUGCAGCCACGGCUUGUGCAGCCUUGAGCGAGACAUUGAUCUCACAGUCUGCUCUCCAAGCACACUCUCAAGACUUUAUCAACCAGCUGUCGUACGCAUUCUACGCUGGCCGCUCAACCCAGGACCAAAAGUGGCACAUUGCAAGUGGACAGACAGUGGAGGUUCACAAUGCAGCCUUGAAGUUUGCCAAAGCUGGCCCGGGCAAUGUACUCCCAGUCUUGUGCACUCAGUCCAGCCAGAGCAACACACCCAGCAAUGCGGUUGCAUCUGCUUCUAACGAGAUCAAGAUCACCUCUACUGGAAACACUUUUGUAGGCUUCAGAAACAAGAAGUCUUUCCGUUUCCAAGGCAUCCCUUUCGCAGACCCACCUGCUAGAUUCGCCUACUCCACACUCUACUCCAAGACUGGUCAGACAAUCGAUGCGACUAAGUACGGAGCUGAUUGCGCGCAGCCCUACGAGAGUUCCAGCAGCGAGAAUUGUCUCUUCGUGAACAUCCAGACUCCAUACAUCCCCAAGGCAGGAUCCAAGAAGAACUUGAGGCCUGUCCACUUCUGGAUUUAUGGCGGUGGUUUUACUGGUGGCUCUGGUGCCAGCGCUGGUAGUGAUGGUGGACAGCUUGCUUCGAGAGAAGAUAUUGUGGUUGUUGAGAUCAACUACCGCUUGACUACUUUGGGCUUCCUUGCCAUCCCAGGAACCAACAUCACUGGUAACUAUGGUAUUGCUGAUCAGAUUACUGGACUUGACUGGGUCAUCAAGAACAUUGCCAACUUCGGUGGUGACCCUAACAGGAUUGUGAUCAACGGCGAGUCUGCAGGUGCCGGCUCUGUACGAGCACUCCUCGCCUCCCCCAAAGCAAACGGCAAGUUCAGAGGCUCCAUCGCCAUGUCGAACCUCGGUGGUGGUGUUGAUCUGGGCUUGAGCGGAAACUAUGCCACAGAGUAUUCAUCCUACUUGACUCCUGCCGAGUCAUAUGCUCGCAGUGAGGCCCUGUUCGAGAACAUCGGCUGCAACCAGACGACUCUUGACGCUCGAAUUUCUUGUUUGAGAGCUACACCUGCACAGACUAUUGUCAAUGCUGCCACAGUCGCCAGAUAUAUCGUCCAGGAUGGUACCUACAUUACCACGGAAGAUUUGGAUGUGUACAACCGCAACGGAAGUGCUGCCAAUGUCAACACAAUCUGGGGCAUCGUUGCCAACGACGGAGCAUCCUUCUCGACCUACCCCAAGACUCCUGUCACCAGUGAGCUCCAGGGCAUUCAAGUCGCAUUGGGCAUCUCGCAAGCAGAAGCCCAGUCAAUCGUUGAUUCUGGACUCUUCCCGUACUACGAUACAGGCAACGUGACUUUGGACUCGUUCAAUGUCUCGCAGAGAGUGGCGACUGACAAUCAAUUUCGUUGCAUUGAUCAAGCUACAGUGUAUGCCGGUGUAGAGUCUGGAGCUUUCAAGACUUCGUACUUUUACCAGAUGCAGAGAUCAGCGGGUGGCUACGAUCCGAACAAUCUUGGUGGCCCUCCAGUUGAGCCUGGGUACCCUUACGGCAACCCUGAGAAGCCAUAUUUCAAGCUUCACGGCUCGGAUAUGCCAUGGGUCUUUGGAAACCUUAAUCCUCUGCGUGAUGCCAAUGACCUCAAGUCUGUGCAAUUGGAGAGCGGCUACUUUGCAGCAUUUGUUCGCACGCUCGACCCAAACCCACCUGCCAAAUACCUUCAAGUGCUUGGUUACACCAACACCACACAGGGAGUCAAGCAGAGUGGACCUUGGCAGCCUGUCACCAGUGAUCAGGGUCCGAUGAAGUUACUUGACUUCCCUUCUCUGACUGCCACCUUCCAGGACCUUCCUCAGUGUGCCUUUUUGAAGUAUCCUAUCACUUAUUACAUCAAUGGUGGCCUGUGA